Molecule: messenger RNA, 3297 nt
Organism: Oikopleura dioica
Lineage: Eukaryota; Metazoa; Chordata; Appendicularia; Copelata; Oikopleuridae
Source: the annotation of a GenBank genome assembly
AUGGGUCGGGUCGCGACAAAUGUAAAAAACGAGUUUGUCGCUUUAACAAACGAUUAUCUCGACAAGAAGAUAAAUAAGCAUGCCAAAAAAGUCGCUUCAAAAGCGUACUCCAUGGCCAACAAUUACCAGAGCGGUAAGCGACGGCGUGGAUCACCACAGUACUAUGCUCAUCGUCGCCACUCGCCAACUGGCUAUUUUUAUGAUCAGCAGCACGCGCUUUUUGCUGAUCGAGCAUCGCUUACACCUUCCCCAGAGCGAAAGAAGCAAAAACUGGCCAAGAAAUGCAAGAAUGCGGCCAUCCUUUUUGCGGAAAAAACAAAAGACGCAAUUCGCGAAAUUGCUUCCGCGCCGCCCAAAAUGGCUACAGCGUUUUCUUUCGGCCCGUACGAGGCCAGAUUCGCUCUCUGCCCCAAGAACACAAGCGAGGCUGAUGCAAUUCCCUCCCUUCGCGAGAUCACCCACGCGAUCGAGACUCAAGAUGGCGAUCGACCGAUGAUCAUCCAAGGCAAGGGGAUUUUUUUCCCUUUUCAUCUGUUCACUACGCGGAAGAUGAAUAUGGAAUCUCUCUUGCCUGCGAUCGCAGCAACUGAGCAUCAAGCGCCGCCGCCACCUCCACCCGCUCGUCGAUCUAUUGCCUACACUCCAGUGAGCAGCAGCAACAACAACAACAUCAUUGAUGAUGAUGAUGAUGAGUUGGCUCACGAGGAGGCGGUGGUAAUGGAAACAUUGCCGCUGCCAAAGAUCAGCUCUCAAGAUCAGGCGAUUUUGGCAAUUUCUUCGGACAAUGAUUCCGAGAUUGAGUUUAACAACCCAUUGCUCCGCCGCCACCGCCGCUCGACUGCUCCACCCGCUCGACCACCACCACCACUGUCUGCCGGAGAGACACCAAUUCAGCGAGAACAGCGCCGCCGAUCUGCGAUGAAAAGUCGCUCGGCUAGAAAAAACACCUUCUCCGCGGCGAGCAAAAACACCUUCGCCUCGAAAAACGUCUCGACCUCCUGUAUCACCUCCUUACAAAAAGAUCAUUUCUGGUCUUUCGUCAUCGAUUUUGCACUCUGCUGGCACCAAGAAAAAUGCCAAGAAAAAAAGACGAAAAAAAAGAAGGCCAAAAAGAGUGCCAAGACUGCAAAACCAGCAACGCCGCCGCCGCCAUUCGAAAGUCUGCCAGAAGUUGGCAUCAAAAAGAAGCAGAAUCGAAAAAAAAAAUCUGCUAAAAACACGCUUGUUAUUCCACCAGCUAUCCGCGAUCUUUCGAAGCCGAAAAAGAAAAUCUCUGCCGCUCGAUCUUCGCCCCCAAAGCUUUCACCGAUGAAAGAUCCAUCCAAAGAGGUUAUUGAGCUCUCGUCAGAGACAUCCGACGCCGAAGAAGAAAACACCGCUGCCGUCGCCGCCGCCGCUAAUCAGAGCGCGUUUUUCAAGCGACCUUACGACGAAAGCGAAGGCGAGUUGGUGAUUGACGAAGAGCACGAGGAAGUCGCGCAACCUCCAAAACCUCGAAAAACGAGCAAGGUGCAGCGAGUUCCUAAUCCGCCAAAGAAAAGAAAAACUGCGAAUGCGGCAGAAAAAGCAGCGAAAAAAUCGACAGUGGCGAAAAGACGAACCGAUACUCCUCGCCCGCGCCGAUGCAAGCCGGUCCCUCCAAAUUGCAUUUCGCAAAUGGACUACAAUCGAUCUCGGCUGUUUCAAAAGGGAGAUCCAGAAACACCAACAAAUGAUGCGGUCGGAAAGCCAACUGAGCCGCGUAUUCUCCCUGUCGUCGAUAAAAAGUCGACGGUUCCUCGCGAUCCAAUGCCUAAUUUGGAAAACACGGUGACAAUCGAGGAGGGUGAAUUUCCGCUCAUCUUGCCAAGUGAUCCCAAGGUGGAUGAAGAAGUUGGCGAGCUUCUUCGACGAACGGACGCGCUCGAAAUUACGGACAGCGAGGACGAGUCUACCGGCGAAAUUAAGAAGAGAAUCGAAGCGUUCAAAAAAGAGGCACCAGUUUGGCCAAUGAAUCGCUACGCCUUGCGAAAAGCUUUUAAAUUGGCCUACGAUUCCAAAUAUGGGGUGCGACCGACAAUGGCUGACUCUCGAAUUGGCGCUUGGUUGCAGCGAGUCGCCCGAAAGUACCACCAUGCAAAGCGCUAUGGUCAACCGCUGAACGAAGCCGAAUAUCGCAUUUUCAUUGAAAAUGUAAGCAAGGGCUCCUCGCUCGAAAGUUUUUUCAAUGAGCCGGGGCUCGAAGUUGGCCCGAGAGUCGUCUGGGAUAAGAUUGGCAGCUUUUUUCCCAUCUUCGCCAUCGAUGGAUUCGUGUUUUACUACAUCAAGGAUCUAAAAAUUUGGGUUCACUUCGAGAAGAGCGGCUGGCGACUUGUGUCAAUCACUGACAAAGAUCUCGGCCAUCCAGCUAUUGUUUUGGCAACGCUCAACGACAUGCCGCCAAUGGUUUUUCCGUGGCCCUUUCCGUCGGCUGAGGAUCCUUACGCAAAGGCGAAGUCGACCAUUCUACUCGUUUGUGGAUUCAUCCCUUUGGGUGCUUAUCCGGAAUACGCGCUUGAAGCUGUCGACAUAAGUAAAAAGGUUUUACAGACGCUUUGCAUCGAAGAGCAAAUCACUCAACCGCCCUCAGCUGACCAGAUGAUCGCUCUCAACGAGCGACUUGAGAAUAAGUGCUACAGGAUGGUCAAUACAGCGUUCAAGAUGGAUCUCUUGAACCCCGAAGAUGGCCUCACCGAUGAGGAAAUUCUAGAGGUGCGAUACAAUGGCCUCAUUCUCAAAAUGGACGAGAUGCUUGGCUCUCCAAAACCACCAACAAAGCUUCCUCUGAAAAACCGCGAUCCAUUUGAGGCAAUUGUUGGCGCUCUCCCGCGUGUUUUCACUGAAAAUGAAGAUGUCUGGCCUCAGAACAUUUUCAUCAAAACGCUGAUUUACGCCAACUCGUGCCAAAAAUUUACAGAAAAUCCUGCAAUGAUGCAGCUUUUUGGCGUCGGCGAAAUUUUGCCAGCAUCAGUCGUCGCUUGGCAACAGUGGCUCAAUUACCCGCUGCUCGAUUUGAAGAUGAGCACCGCGGAGAAUAAGCGAGCUCAAGUCAACUUGGAGAAUUUCGUCACCAAUUACAAGCCAAUGCCGCCGACUACGUCUUCCAAAGACUCCACCACUGCCACGAAUGCGCCAGAUCCGACUAAAGACGCCCAAAUCCGCAAGAAAAAGGCUCGAGCGCUGACUCUUGAGCAGAUGGAAGAGGCUGCGACUCCGUACGGGCUUCAUGAAUCCGACGAUGAAAACAUUUCCUCUGUUCCUCGCGCAAAAAUGCCCUAG